Messenger RNA from Perognathus longimembris pacificus (Pacific pocket mouse), 2967 nucleotides. RefSeq names its product solute carrier family 34 member 2 (gene Slc34a2). Gene Ontology annotation, molecular function: sodium:phosphate symporter activity. The coding region runs from base 18 to 2222 and encodes 734 amino acids. The record is from RefSeq and is a predicted model, not a curated record. Gene Ontology annotation, cellular component: vesicle; brush border; apical plasma membrane. The transcript is spliced from 13 exons. NCBI's taxonomy places the organism in Eukaryota, Metazoa, Chordata, Mammalia, Rodentia, Heteromyidae. Gene Ontology annotation, biological process: intracellular phosphate ion homeostasis; sodium-dependent phosphate transport.
AAUGUGCGAGGGGCGUGAUGACAGCGACUGCCGCCGGCCUCUUUGCGCAACACCUUCGCCAUAUAUACAGCCGGGGCGCAGCUGCGCUCCACCUGGGCGCCUCCUGCAGUCCCGCACCUGCGAAGGGAGCGCUGACCAUGGCUCCUUGGCCAGAGUUGGAAAAUGCCCAGCCCAACCCCAAUAAAUACAUCGAAGGGAGUUCAAGUCCACAGUCAGCCUCCACCGCCAAGGACAAGGACAUCAUCCAAAAUGGCAGUGGGACUCCAGUACCCAAGAUUGAGCUUUUGCCUUCCUACUCCACGGUAUCCCUGGUCGAGGAGACCACUGAUGUGGACCCCUGGGAUCUGCCCGAGCUCCGAGACACUGGAGUCAAGUGGUCAGAGAGAGACACCAGAGGGAAGAUUCUCUGUAUCUUCCAAGGGAUAGGGAAAUUCAUUCUGCUCCUGGGCUUUCUCUACUUGUUUGUCUGCUCCCUGGACGUCCUCAGCAGUGCCUUCCAAUUGGUUGGAGGAAAGAUGGCUGGGCAGUUCUUCAGCAACAACUCCAUCAUGUCCAACCCCGUGGCAGGCCUGGUGAUUGGGGUGCUGGUGACAGUCAUGGUGCAGAGCUCUAGCACUUCCUCAUCCAUCAUCGUCAGCAUGGUGGCCUCCUCAUUGCUGACCGUGCGGGCUGCCAUCCCCAUCAUCAUGGGGGCUAACAUUGGGACAUCUAUCACCAACACCAUCGUGGCACUCAUGCAAGCAGGAGACCGGAGUGAGUUCAGAAGGGCUUUCGCAGGGGCCACUGUCCACGACUUCUUCAACUGGCUGUCUGUGUUGGUGCUGCUGCCCCUGGAGGCCAUCACCCACUACCUGGAGCUCCUGACCAACCUCGUGGUGGAGUCCUUCCACUUCAAGAAUGGAGAGGAUGCCCCAGCCCUUCUGAAAGUCAUCACAGAUCCCUUCACAAAGCUUAUUAUCCAGCUGGAUAAAAACGUCAUCCACCAAAUUGCAAUGAAUGAUCCUUCAGCCCAAAACAAGAGUCUGGUCAAGACUUGGUGCAAAACUUUUACCAAUGUGACUGAGAUGAAUGUCACUGUCCCCUCGCCGGUCAACUGCACUUCCCCUUCCCUCUGUUGGACGGAUGGCAUCCAUACCUGGACCAUCAAGAAUGUGACCCACAAGGAGAACAUUGCCAAAUGCCAGCACAUCUUUGUGAAUUUCAACCUCCCUGAUCUUGCUGUGGGUCUCAUCCUGCUCACCGUCUCUCUGCUGGUCCUCUGCGGCUGCCUGAUCAUGAUCGUCAAGCUCCUGGGCUCUGUGCUCAAAGGGCAGGUGGCUGUGAUCAUCAAGAAGACCCUCAACACAGAUUUCCCCUUUCCCUUCGCGUGGGUGACUGGCUACCUGGCUAUCCUGGUGGGAGCCGGCAUGACCUUCAUUGUGCAGAGCAGCUCCGUGUUCACGUCCGCUCUGACUCCGCUGAUUGGCAUUGGGGUGAUAAGCAUCGAGCGCGCGUAUCCUCUCACGCUGGGCUCCAACAUCGGCACCACCACCACUGCCAUCCUGGCUGCCUUAGCCAGCCCAGGUGACACACUGAAGAGUUCGCUCCAGAUCGCCCUGUGCCACUUUUUCUUCAACAUCUCCGGCAUCUUGCUGUGGUACCCGAUCCCCUUCACCCGCCUGCCCAUCCGCCUGGCCAAGGGCCUGGGUAACAUCUCGGCCAAGUACCGCUGGUUCGCCGUCUUCUACCUGAUCUUCUUCUUCUUCCUGACCCCGCUGGCGGUGUUCGGCCUGUCGCUGGCUGGCUGGCCCGUGCUGGUGGGCGUGGGGGUGCCCAUCGUCCUGCUGCUACUGCUGGUGGUCUGCCUCCGCAUGCUGCAGGCUCGCUGCCCGCGCAUCCUGCCGCUCCGGCUCCGGGACUGGAACUUCCUGCCCACGUGGAUGCACUCGCUGAAGCCCUGGGACCGCUACAUCUCCCUGGCCACCACCUGCUUCCAGAGGCGCUGCUGCUGCUGCUGCCGCGUGUGCUGCCGCGUGUGCUGCAUGGUGUGCGGCUGCAACAAGUGCUGCCGCUGCAGCAAGUGUUGCGAGGACCUGGAGGAGGCGCCGGAGGACCGGGCCAUCCCUGUCAAGGCUCCCGAGGCCUUUGACAACCUAGCCAUGAGCAGAGAGGGCCUGGACGGGGGCACGGCCCAAGUGGACACCCUGGACAUGAAGACCAUUACCCUCAGCACCGCCUUCUAAGCUGCCUGAGAAGUAGGGAGGACCCGAGACCCACCCGAGGAAGCGGGGGGGGGGGGUGGGGAGGGUGACCUCCACCCCCUUUGUCCUUCCCCCGGCCUAGGAUGGCAGCUUGUAGGUCAGCCUCAUCCCGACCUCUCGCUCCCUUGCUCUUUCCCUCCCAAAAGGCGUAGGGAGAAUUAGAACCCAAGCCCGGCUAGACCAAUGACCAAGACCACUCCUCAGGACACACUACUAGAUCUGUUGUUAAACUUUCAGCAUCUUCCUUGGAAAGGAAAGGUCCAAAUCAAGGAUUCAGGAAGGUUCUCCAAGGGCCUCUCUAAGGGUUUGUGUAUAUAUGUGUGCAAAGCUCUCCUUUAUGGUGGUGAAGCCCAGGCCUCUCUUUAAUCCGAUGGCCUCACUGUACGAGCAGCUGCUCCGGGAAAGCAAUGGAUGUUGGGAGACUGGACCAGGUGUGGGGCUUCCCAUCUGAUUCCCAGUGCUCCCCCAGUCCCAGGAAGGGUUUCCUUGCCUGGCAGGUGUGACUCCCUGCAUCCCUGGGCUUCUAGGAUGGGAGCCACAUCUGGGCUGUGCUUGGCACCCCUGUUGCUCUCCUCUGAGGGGUGGGGCAUUUGGGGAGAUAGUUCUCAAGGCAUUCUGCCAGAAAGCUUCAUCUGCCCCAGGAGCCCAGGGUGUGGCUGGGUAUCCACCAAACCAGGAUUGUGAAGUUCCAUAGGGGUAGCUGUAGUUCAGGGGACGUACUCCUCAU